Messenger RNA from Acaromyces ingoldii, 3498 nucleotides. Its product is annotated as Bromodomain-containing protein. The record is from RefSeq and is a predicted model, not a curated record. Lineage: Eukaryota; Fungi; Basidiomycota; Exobasidiomycetes; Exobasidiales; Cryptobasidiaceae. Gene Ontology annotation, biological process: regulation of DNA-templated transcription; chromatin remodeling. Gene Ontology annotation, cellular component: nucleus; chromatin. The transcript has 3 exons. Bases 423 to 3461 code for a protein of 1012 amino acids.
CCCUCUCUCACUCCUGGCCAUCGUCGAUGAUGUGUUUGGGCCAUAGCACUACCACUUAGACUUCUAGGGUCAGUAGAGCUUGGACACACCUCGUCUCGACCAGAGCCAAGCCAGCCAGAAUGUAUUAUGCCCAUCGAGAGACGUCCGAUGGAUUGUCCCACGUGGCUCUCAUGGCUCACUCUCCCUCCUCCACGCAAAAAAACGCAAAAACGUGGCAAAUUUCAGUCGCGCGAAUCUGACGCGUGACGCCUCUUGCUUCUCUACUACCACCACCCCUUUGCAUCCACGCGCAAGCAUCCACCGCCAACAGCAGCUGUUUCGUGCACUGAAACUGCCCAAGACCGCAGCGCAUACCCAGAAGGUCUCAACUCACUAAAGUCGCGAGCUCUAUACGAUCCUUCCGACCCAAAAUAGGCGCGCAAAUGGCAGAUCUCGCGCAGUUGGACAAUCCCGUUCCCUCGAGCAGCGGCCUUAACGCGUCUGCAUCCGAGGCAGGGUCCAUCGCGGCGGAAGCUUCCUCUUCGCAGACGCAGCCAUUUAGCCACGCUUCGGCACCCGCGGAUCCCCACGACAUUCCGCCCGUGUCUUAUCAUCUUCCCAGCGAUGACCGGAGCACGGCAGCUGCUGCAGCAAGCGCCGCCGACGGGACCGCACAGCCUCUGCAAGCUGAGCAUGCGGCGCCGCCACCAACCUCAAUUCCAAAUGGAACAUCGCACAUGGAAGGCCCUGGGCACGAGCUGGAUGUGAGGGGUCUCAAUGGGAAUGGGCUGGCAUCUACGGCAAGCGCCAAUGGGCAAGACAGGCCUGCAGUGGACAGCCGUGGGAAACCGGACAGCGUUGAAGGUGGAGCAAGCCUCGAGGUUGCUGAAGGAAUUGCACAGCAGCCAUCCUCGAUGCCUGCCUCAUCCACGCUGAGUGCACCCGGGUCUGGCAACCCUUACAACGAGAGUGAGGAAAAGAGCCUCGAAUCGCCACUUCCCGCUUCGACGCAGGCGACCACGGCUUCUGUGGGAGAGGAUAGGAUCGAGCCGAAAGGGCAAGAGCCGCUCUCUUCAAUGCGGAUGCAGGUUGACGAGCCGAAGGCUGAGGCUGUCGAUCCUUCGAACGACGCGAUCCUUAGUCCAGUGAAGAUUGAUGGCGAAGCGAAGGGCGAACCCGUUUCACUGGACAGGCCGCCGAUCAGCUCCAUUGAUGAACCGCAGCAGCCGGAAACGAAGAUUGAGGAUGCUCCCAUGCCAGUCUCUGCCGGCUUGGGUGACGUCGCAAUGGGCGAGGCCGCUGCCGCGGCGCCCAAAGCCGAGGAAGUCGUUUCACUUGCAGCGCAGCCACUAGACGAAGAGGCCACCCCAGUCGCAGCCCAACAAAGCGCCGAACAGAGCACAGUGCAGGCUGAAAAGCCGGUGCUCGUCGCGCCUGCUGUCGGAGGCCUCGGUGGUGCUUCAGGUCCCAGCGCGAUUCCCGGAGCAAUCGCGUCUGCUGAGGUAGCUGGACAGACAAGGCCAGCUGACGGCCUCGAUGGAGGACAGGAGCCGCCUGCGAAGCGACAGCGGCAGAGCACGUCGGCAGAUCCGAGCAAGCAACCUCUGGCAGGACCCGAUGCGACACAAAUGACAGCGGCUCAGAUCAAAUUUUGCCAAAACAUUAUUAAAUCGCUCAAGGGAAGGCCUGACAGCCUUGCCUUUGUCGCCCCUGUCAACCCGGAGCAACUUGGCAUUCCCCACUACCGCACCAUCAUCAAAGAGCCUAUGGAUCUUGGCACUGUCGAUAUUAAGCUCGCCCUGACCGCUGCCGCUUCCAAAGGCGGUCAAAAGCACACAGACAAAACUAAACAGGCCGACAAGUGGAACCUCGAUCCGGUCAAGGACGUUUACGCCACGAUCGACGACUUCGAGAAAGACGUCCGGCUUGUGUUUCAAAAUUGCUUCACAUUCAAUGGUCCCGACCAUCCUCUCUCGCUCAGCGCUCAGAAUCUGCAAAAUGUCUUUGACAAGCAACUCAAGACGAUGCCGUCGUCGAAUCCACCUGCUCCUGGUGCUGCGGUCGAGACUUCCUCGUCACUUCCUCCCACGCCUGGCGAUGCAUCUUCGAUCGCUGGAGGGCGCCGGGCGUCGGACGGACUGGCGAGCCGACCGAAACGAGACAUUCAUCCGCCCGCGCCAAAGGACUUGCCAUGGGCUGAUCAGCCUCAAGCUGCAGGUGCUACGGGCUCCAAGAAGAAGAAGAGCAAGAAGCCCCUGACGCCGCGGCAGCAAGCCUAUGUCAACAAGAAGAACAAGGACCAGCUGCGAUACUGCGCCAAGGUUAUUGAUCUGAUGUACAAGCCGCCGGCAGCCGACUACGCCUGGCCAUUCUUUGCCAAGCCCGAGAUGGGCCUGGACUUUGCGGAAGCCUACUACCAGGAGAUCAAGAGACCAAUUGCGCUUAAGGACAUCAAAAAUGCCAUCACCAUCAACCAAUACGAGGAUGCCGAAGACGUUCAGAGCGACAUGGAGCUGCUUUUUGCCAACUGCUUCCAAUUCAACCCGCCCGGAACGGAUGUCUAUGUAAUGGGAGACAAGCUCAAGUCGUUCUGGAACGACAAGCUCAAAAAGAUGCCACAGCCUCCGGAGCCUGCCGAAGAUGAGGAGGAAGAGGAGGAGGAAGAAGAAGAGGAAGAUGAAAGCCAAAUUCAGGCAAGGGCGAUCCGGGAUCAAAUCGAGUUGCUGCAGAUGCAGCUGCAGGGCCUGGAAGGCAACAACAAGGCCGCAGGUGCCAAGGCUCUGGCCUCUGCCAAGGCGAGCCUGGCAGCCUUGCCUACGAAGAAGGGACAGCGGCGGCCAUCUGAGAGUGGCGGUUCUGCGAAGAAGAAGGCUUCUGGUGGUGCCGGAGGCGGCACAAGCGGUGGCGGCGGCGGGGCCGCAAAGAAAAGCAAAGCUUCUACGAGCAGCUCUGCGGGUGCCGGAGGAGACGGAGCAGCAAAGAAGGCAACAUCAAAACCCAAAAAGCCGUCGGGCGGAAAGAAGCGCGACGAGGACGUUCGCGACGUCACGUACGAACAAAAGGAAGAGUUGGCGACUAAGAUCACGCAGCUGUCUGACGAAGCACUGGAGAUUGCGCUGAAGAUCAUUGCCGAGGAUAAGCCGCCGAGUGCCAACGACGAUGAGGAGAUUGAGCUCGACAUUGACGACCUGAGCCCUGGAACACUCUAUAAGCUCUACAGACAUGUUGUCCGACCCAAAGGUCCCAAGAAGCCUGUCGCCGACAAGUCGAACGCUAUCGAUGGCAGGAAGAGAGGCACGGGCGGCGUCAAACGCAAAAAUCUCGACGAAGGCGAGGAGGCGGCUCGAAUUGCCCGGCUUCAGGCCCAGUUCUUCUCAGCCCAAGGCUCAGGAGCCCCGACUGCUGGUGCACAUGAUGAUCUCGUGGCUUCAGACAGUUCUUCUGGCGAGGAUGAGAGCGAUUCGGAGAGCGAGUAUGAAUAGUGUCCAACCCUAAUCUACCUACUUUCUUGAGUGUACA